Mycena indigotica is the source of this 5871-nucleotide messenger RNA. Its product is annotated as SNF2 family DNA-dependent ATPase. Gene Ontology annotation, biological process: negative regulation of transcription by RNA polymerase II; chromatin remodeling; lipid storage. Gene Ontology annotation, cellular component: lipid droplet; chromatin; nucleus. The coding region runs from base 7 to 5871 and encodes 1954 amino acids. Gene Ontology annotation, molecular function: lipase activity; ATP binding; DNA binding. The transcript has 31 exons. Lineage: Eukaryota; Fungi; Basidiomycota; Agaricomycetes; Agaricales; Mycenaceae. The record is from RefSeq and is a predicted model, not a curated record.
UGGCUGAUGCCUAGUAGACGUGACAACGCGAUCUGGUCACUGGAAUUGAACUUGGACGCGUCCUUGAUGCUGAAUUUAGAGCCUCUCCAUCCGACCCCAAACUCGGUCUUUCAUCACCCAGAGCUCGGCCCAGUUCAUAUCCAGUACUACCCCCCGAUAAGCCACAACGAACCUGACACCGUUUGCCUCUUCAUCCCUGGUAAUCCUGGUCAAUUACACUAUUACGAGUCCUUCUUCUUUCAUCUACAACAACGCGCGCCGCGGGUUGCCAUUUUUGCUCAUGCGCAUAUUUCACACACGCCGGGCUACCAUGGAAAAGAACAUAGUCUGGCAGCCCAGGUUCAGAGUGCUAUAGAGGCAUUCGACGCCCUACAAGAAGACUUGUCGUCUGCAAAAAUCAUUUUAAUGGGACACAGUGUAGGGGCUUGGAUUGCGCUGCAGGUCCUCAAAGCACGGCCUCAGAAUGUUUCACAAGUGCAACUCCUCUUUCCUACCAUCACGCACAUUGCACGCACUCCGAACGGACGAAGGCUUUCUUGGGCUUUUCGUUCUCCAAUUCCCAGACUGGUGUCCUGGCUUUCCUAUUUAACCCGACCUCUGCCGAUUUCCCUGCUUUUUAGGCACUGGCCAAAAACGCAAAUAAGUGUCUUGCGCAGUCUUCUGAAUUCCCCGCCGGCGAUCUAUGCUUGUCUUUCCAUGGCACACGACGAAAUGCACACAAUUCGAGAGCUGGAUGAGGCGCUCCUGGUCGAACAUAGAGAGCGUAUCUUCUUGCUCUUCGGCGCGCUGGAUGAUUGGGUGGCAGAAAAUAAGCAGACAGUUUUGAAGAAAACCCCAACAGCAAGUGCUGUGCACCACGUUAUGGAUUUUGUGAAGGCACCGACACUGUCGCCCACGACCAAGGGGACUUACCUCGAGCCACAAUCUGCACCCGUCCUUCGAGAGGCAGUUCCUGCCGACGAAGUAAUCGGGGAGUACACGGAAGACGAUACUAAGUGGUACUACGCGCGCUAUCAGGGUGGUAUAGCCCACAAAUACUCCUCAGUCAAGUUCGAGGAGGACUAUCCGAUGCUUGUCGCCGAAUACUUGCGUAAGAAGGCCGCGGGCGAAUUGGCGGAAUUUUCGCCAUCAGCGCACUACGUACACCCCAAAUCCCGGGUUCGAUUAAAAGUCAAAUUGCGAACACCCAGCAUAUCAUCCAGAGGAAGUGCUCCGCCGACCUCAACGCAUUCAACGAGUGAACCUGACGAGUUGACUGACUCAGAAGACGAACUCGAAGACGAAUCCGACGGAUACGAUGAAGACGAAUCUGUUGAGCCCGUACGCCGGAGUGCACGCAACGCUAGCUCAAAAGCCCAAUCGAGGCUGCCAUUCAGUCCCAAGAAGACGCGUUCAAGAAGACCACUAGUCCUUGAUUCAGACUCUGAUGAUGACCAGAGCGUCGCGCCACGAAGGUCAAGUCGUCAAAAGCGCACCAAAAUCUCCGUCGAUCGCAGUGUUUCCUAUGACCCAAGCGUUGACCGAGAUGGGAGCGACUAUGAUAGUGCACCCAAAACAAAGCGCACCAAGAAAUCCCGCAAACUGGACUCCCGGCUUUCUCAUGGUCAAGUUAAAGGAAUUGAGGAUCUCGAUUGUGAUUAUGAUGCUGACGCCGACUCUGCUGGGCUCAGAGUUCACCGCAGUACAUGUGAGAAGUGCGACAAGUUGCCAACGCACCUGUUGUUGGAGGCCGAAAGAAAGCGAUCUAAGAAUAAAAAGGGACGCAGACGAAAAUCAACCGAAGAUGAGUUCGAAGAAUCAGGCGAUGAAUUAGAGAAAAUAACAAAGAAGGGCGGUUGGGUUAGAUGCUCGAAAUGCCCCGUCGCCGUUCAUUGGGCCUGUCUCUCAGUUGCUGAUCGCGAUGAGAUUCUCAAAGCCGUACGAGAUGUUGAUAGAGCUGCUUGGCGCAGCACACAACCAGAGAGCGAACUUCAAGACGAAAACGGAAAUCCCAAAGCAAAUAAGAAUGAACCCUCCAAGCGAGCGGGCCUUGAUCCCGAACAAUUUACGGAGUUCAUUUGCGGUGCAUGUUUGAAAGGUGGAAUAUGCAUGGGUUGCAAGGAAACAGCUCUUGAGCCUGAGCUACGAUCUUCUGGCGAGGCAUCAUCCUCUGGCGAUGUUGAAAUGAAGACCGCGCUCAAGUACAACUGGCCCACAGCCCUCUUUUUCCGUUGUCUCACGUGUAAACGCAUGGCACAUUACGAACAUCUACCUAUUCCUUCGGAAUAUGACAAUGACGCCUCAAUAGCGGACAUUGCCGCUCAUUAUACUUCAUCUUGGCAAUGUGCCGAUUGCGCUUCGUUCACUUUCCAGUUGGACAAGAUACUAGCAUGGCGUCCUUACCCAGAAACUGCGACCGAACCACGAUUGCGGCCAGACGAGGUACCGCAUUACAAGUCUCCGCUUCCUCGAGAAUACCUUGUCAAAUGGCAGGACAGAUCGUAUCGUCGAACGCAGUGGGUCCCACACAUGUGGCUAGCAUCCACUAAUCCGGGGAAACUGAAGCAUUUCCUUGCGAUGGGACCCAAGGUGGAACUUCUCGAACAGCCCAUUCGAGAUGGCGAACAGAGUACCGCAGAGAACACACAAUUUCAGGUCGUUGUCGACUCGCGACAGUCCUCCACCAAGCCUGGUAGUGCUGACAAAGAGUCCGCUUCACGUGACCCCCUUCCAGAUGCUGAGAAACGAAUCCCGCCUGCAUGGAAAACCGUUGACCGAGUGUUAGACAUCAUUCUCUGGCGUCCGAGCAAGGCACGGAAAGCAAAGGGAAAGGGUAAAGCCAGGAUAGAAUCCGAAGAUGAAGAGGACGAUCUGGAUGAGGAGUUGGAGGCAGAGCGAACAGCUGUUUUCGAUGGCGCUGAACCAAGCUCGGCAUAUUCGGAGUCACUAGCUGACUGGGAAAGUCGAACGAAACAGAGAUUCUCUAUGCAACAUAUCGGCGAGGUGGCAUGGGCCUUUAUUAAAUGGGACGACUUGACUUAUGAUGAAGCCUCGUGGGACUCACCUCCGCUUCCCGACGACCCUGUUCACUCUGCUUUUGCGACUGCUUUGCAACGUUUUGUUGUUUCACGUGAUGUCUGGAUCGCUGAUGGCAAAACGACUCGGAAGCCGGGAAGGGCCAAGGAGGGCUACAGUGCUCACCGACUUAAACGAGCAGAAGAGCUGAACAUUGGACAAGAUCCUAAAUUCAAAUUAAUGGACUUCCAGGUUGAUGGUUUUAACUGGUUAUGCGAUAACUGGUGGAAUAACCAACAGUGUAUUCUCGCUGAUGAGAUGGGUCUAGGGAAAACCGUUCAAAUUGCUACGUUCAUUGGGAAGAUAAUCCAGGACUUUGGUGCCUCUCCGGCGUUGGUUGUCGUCCCCAACUCCACUAUCACCAACUGGGUUCGCGAGUUUGAACGAUGGGCCCCCAAUCUUCGCGUCGUUCCAUUCUAUGGGGAGGCAAAAUCUCGGGCAAUCAUCAGGGAGUUUGAACUCGUUCACAAGGAAAAGCGAAAGAGCGGUAUGCUGGGCAUUAAGUAUCAUGUCUUGGUCACGACCUACGACACUAUCAUUGGGAGAGAGUUCUCAGUUUUCAAGAUUCCUCGCUGGGAGGUUCUUGUUGUCGAUGAAGGCCAGCGCCUCAAGAGCGAUUCCAGCCUUUUGUUCAGAAAGCUGAAUGAGCUCACGACAUUGCAUCGUGUCAUCAUGACUGGAACGCCAUUGAACAACAAUAUCCGGGAACUUUUUAAUCUGAUGAAUUUCUUGGACCCCAAAGAAUGGAACGACCUUGAAGGUCUUGCCAGGACACACGAAGAGCUGAACGAAGACUUGAUUAAGGAUCUGCACACACGAUUGCGACCAUAUUUCUUGAGGCGUAUCAAGAGUCAGGUCCUUAAACUUCCGCCAAAGAACGAAGUCAUUGUGCCUGUGUCUAUGGCACCGCUUCAGAAGGAGAUUUUUCGGUCCAUUCUCACUCACAAUGCCGAUCUCCUCAAUGGGCUUACAACAAAGAGGAGUGCCGCAAAAGGGAAACUCAACAAUGUCCUGAUGCACAUGCGUAAAAACCUACAACAUCCCUACUUAUACGACGAUUCGAUUGAACCACGCAAUCUACCCCCAGCAGAGACGCACGAAAAACUGAUCGACGCAAGCACCAAAUUGCGUUUCCUCAAGGUCCUUCUCCCCAAACUCAAGGCACGAGGUCAUCGAGUUUUGCUUUUCAGCCAGUUCGUGAUUGCAUUGGAUAUCAUUGAGGAUUUUCUCACUGGGGAAGGUCUUCGUUUCCUUCGUUUGGAUGGUAAUACCAAAGGAACAGAACGCCAGAAGGGAAUGGACGAGUUCAACCGCGAAGGUUCCGAUGUGUUUAUCUAUCUCUUAACCACUCGAGCGGGGGGAGUUGGCAUUAACCUCUUCACGGCUGACACCGUGAUCGUCUUCGACCCCGACUUUAAUCCACAUCAGGAUCUCCAAGCGAUCGCCCGCGCGUAUCGUUAUGGUCAAAAGAACACCUGCCUAGUCUUCAAGCUCAUGGUCAAAGACUCCCCUGAGGAACGUAUCAUCCAAGUUGGCAAGAAAAAACUCGUUCUUGACCAUUUGAUCGUCCAAAAAAUGGAUGAUGAUGAGGACGGCGGCGACAAUGUGGAAUCUAUCCUCACUUAUGGGGCACAGGCUCUGUUUGCUGCAGAUUCAGAUGCCCGUGACAUUGUCUAUUCAGACCAAGAUAUAGACAAACUGAUCGAGAAAACCGAACACGAAGCUGAACCCGAAAAGUCCACUGGGGAGGAAGGCGCUUUCUCUUUCUCAUUCGCUAAAGUCUGGGCGGCAGACAAAGACACGCUAGAGGAAGUUGUCGAAGAAGACAUGACUGCUGACUCGUGGGCCCAGACGUUGGAGAAGAUAAACACGAACCGUGAAAAGAAUCAAGCACAAGAGAUGGAUCGUUAUGGUCGCGGCAAACAACGAGCGGGACGAAAGCAGAAUUACACGAUGGACGAAAGCCCAGUCAAAUCCCGAUCACGUGCUCCCUCGAAUGCAUCAGUUGGUGAUGAUGAUUCGGCCUAUGCGUCCGAUGGAAGACACUCGUCCGAUUCAGAUGAUUCAAGUCAGGAUCUGCAUGGCGACGAUGGAGCUGAAAUGCUAGCCGAAGCGCUUAAUAGAGCCGCCGAGCAACCGCGGAAACGCAACAGGUCAGAACUCAUUGGGCCUCUAUCGACCAUUGACAAUGUUGCGGUGACUGGAGAGCCUCCAUGCUCGCUGUGCGGCCUUCGCCAUGCAAAUCAGCUUGGGGCGUGCUUGAUGACUGAGAAAUCAGAGCACUUGGCGGAAUUCCGGGAGAUGCUAAUACUGCAUCCAGACGACGAGCCGUUGGACAAGAGGCUCGCCGCUAUUGCUGCCAUCGAUGAAAUUCUAUACAAGCGCGGCCAUGUUCAUCUCGUCCACGGACAGCCACUCGAAAUCGUUGGUGACGGAACGACUGGGACUGCCAACAAUGUCUCAUCAUCGAAGAAGGCCAAGAUACGAGUGGAAGAGCCUGUAGUGCUUACACAACCUAAUGCCGCGGCAAGCUCCUCCAAGCGUCCACUGUCCCCUGGCCCAGCCUCAGACGGGCCGAACAAGAAAGCUCGACAGUCGCCGAAAAGCGACACGUGCUUGAUAUGCAAGAUCUCUCCCCAUGCACCUCAGGACUGCCCUACGAUCGCUGAAGGACCCAAAAGGGUGUCCUCAGAAAUCAAGCGACUUGAGCAACUUCCGGGAACGACCAAAACAGUCGACACCCUGCGCAGGAUCCUGGCAAAACAGAAGAAAGAAGAAAUAGCGAACAAGGAAGUCAUUGACCUGAGCCAGUUGUAA